AACUGUUAUCGCACACACACAAGGAUUACUAACAUUUAUCAUUUUCAAUUCAAAGCAUGUCGGCAAAACGAAAAUCGCCACCAAGCAAGUACGAUGGCGAAUCCAGCAACUCUGAAGGCCUAAUAGAUAAUGUUAAUCGACAAUACUAUAUCCAGUCAAACUCCAACGAGAUUGGUAAUAACAAUAAUAACAAAGACGGUAAUUUAUUCAGACCGGAAAGUGAAUCUAUUUGCGGAAUCGGGCAUGUGAGUGAUUGUGGAGAAGUGGCGCAAUGUGCAAUGGAAAUAGACUCGAAAGCAGUCCGAGAGAGGGGAUCAGAAAGCCUAAUGAGUUUGAUUAUCGAAUCAACAAGCGAUGGUGACCAUGCAAUUUUGGAUACCAACCAAAUGAGUAUUAGUCCAAAAAUCAACUCCAUCAAUAGUGAAAUUGAGUCAGAAAGCGAAUGCUUUAAUGAAGAUUAUGAUAAACAACAGGAUAAGGCAGACGCAAAAAAUGUUAAGAAGCGAUCUAACGAAAUAUCAAAAACAACACGACUACCCAAUGGUACUACAAAGAUAAUGGUUGCCAAAAUGUAUGUGGAUGGACAACAUUCAGACUUAUCAUGUGACACUCAUCUAAAAAACGAGUACAACAAUUCAAUGAAUAUAGAAGUAUAUCCUGAAUCAAAAGUGUACAUGCCAAGUUUAUAUGAGGAAACCCAGUCCAUAGAUAAGGAACCAAUUAAAAAACUUGAUUAUAUUAAUAAUGUACAACUUGAAAACUCAGACCUUAGCCAUAAUAUGUUUAUUGGUGAACAAUUUGUACCAGUAAAUGAUAAUUUUGGCUUCUCUGCACCAGCUGAAAGCUUCACAGUGAUGAAAUCAACAAGAGAUUUAUCCGCCAUGGAAAGUGAAAUGCAGGAACAUAGGUCGCACGGUAGGGACCGAAGCGUAUCGGAUAUGAUACGACAUCUACAGUUUAUACGAAAUCGGUUGAUUACCCAGGCACAAUUUGGCAGUAUGACUGACAUUGAAUCAAAUAUCCAACAGCAACAACAGCAGCAGCAACAGAUACAGACCGCUCAACUUAUUCAUCAGGACAGCUACUUGCAGGAGUUACAUCAGCAAUUUAGUGCCCAAUUCAAAACAGGACGAUUUUCGACAUUUAGUCAACAACAGCAGCAUCAGCAUCAACAACAGACGGCUGCGGCAGCAGCAGCUGCAGCGGCGGCAGUUGCGGUGCCCAGUAAUCUAGUUCAAUUUCUGCCAUUUCUACGUCCUCCGGUGCCGACAGCGCAUAUAAUGUCAGGACAUGUAACUCACCAGCCCAAUUUUACUCACGGUCACAAUCUCCAUGGGCACGCACAAGCACCUACACAUGCCCAGUCUCUCGCACAUGGACACAAUCAUAACCUGUCUAUGCGACCUAUGUGGCCAAAUGCAGCGGUGGCAGCAGCUCACAUUCAAGCCGCGCUGGCGGCUGCAGCGGUUGCCGCCUCUAACAACAACAGUCACAAUAAUAACAAAAAUUGCGCUAAUGAAAAUAAUAAUAAUAUCAAUAGCAGCAGCAAUAAUAACAAGAACGAUAAUAAAUUAUUUUCGCCUAAUAAUGUUAAGCCAAUUGAAGAUUCAGAAGCACUGGAUAGUGGUAGUGGCAUCGAGUGUGGAGGUUCGUUGUCAAGACCUGGUACGCCUGGCUCACACGAUAGCAAUGUUGUUCCCAUGUUAACGUACAGUCAACAUACACCACCCGAUUCACCUCAGGGUGGAGCUAGAACCGGAGUUAGACUAGGGUUAAGCCAAAACACACACAUUGAGGAGCGACUUACAUUAAUCUCAAACAAUUAUCCUUCAUCACCGGCUGAUAACUACCGUACAACUUUCAAGUCUGACAUUCAAAGCACUGAAGCAGAUGUACCAUUAAAUCUUUCCAAGCACAAGGGUGCGUCGCCCUGCUCAUCAUCUCCGAAUAGCUGCAACCUCAAGGUCGAUCUGCCAGAGCGCCUGACACCAAUUGUGCCUAGUCCACCUCUAAAUUGGCAACAUAUUGGGCAAUCAGCUGCAGUAAUUUCGCACCAGCAUGGAUCUUCACCAAUGUUUAGCGAAGUUGAGGCUAAUUUUCUACAAUCUCGCGGACGAAUAUGGAAUACGACCAGUGGCGGUGCAGGGAUUGGUGCUAAGCUCAGCAAUAGCAAUCGUGCGGAGCGAACGAGUCGCGAUUCCAUAAACAGUUGUGGUACUAGUUCAGAGCGCUCCACUGCUAUUGACACCGAUUGCCAAGGUCCCGCACAACUAGCUCCAGCGUCAUUGCCACAAAGGCAUGGGCAUGGACAUAGUAAGCCUCACAUAAAAAGGCCAAUGAACGCAUUUAUGGUGUGGGCCAAGGAUGAACGUCGGAAAAUUUUAAAAGCGUGCCCGGAUAUGCACAAUUCAAAUAUAUCAAAAAUUUUGGGAGCUCGGUGGAAGGCGAUGUCAAACGCGGAUAAACAGCCAUACUAUGAGGAGCAGUCGCGUCUAUCAAAGCUACAUAUGGAACAACAUCCGGACUACCGUUAUCGUCCACGCCCAAAACGCACAUGUAUUGUUGAUGGGAAGAAAAUGCGUAUUUCAGAGUACAAAAUCUUGAUGCGAAAUCGACGAGCUGAAAUGCGUCAACUGUGGUGUCGUGGCGGGAAUCCGGGCUCGGCUAGCACUUCAGUUGAUUUCUCGCCUGGUCAUGGACAAGAGGGUCUGGCACAAGCGCAAGACGAACAAGAUUUUUCAGGGCCAAGCUCAAGCUCCGGUGCUGGGGUGGGAAUCGGAAGUGGGUACUACUACCCGGCUGAAAGCUUAUCACCAUCGGGCUUCUCAUCUGAAGAAAUGGAUAUAUCAGCUAUGCGUGAUAUUGACGACUAAAUCGAUCACCGAUCACGUUUCAAACCGCUUGGAAUAAUCCAGUUCAGCAGAUAUUGAAAGUGCCAUAGGAAUCAUCUGCACCGUCAUUCCGUAUAUGUACAUACAUAUUUAUAAAAGCACAGAAGCACGCGGCCUCACUCAAAUAACGCAUGCAUUUAUACACACAUACAUAUAUAUUUGGAGAUAUCACAGAAGAGCAUACAAAAUUUACAGAUACAUAUUCACCGUCAGAUAUUUUAAUGAUUACAUAUUUCAAUAAGAAACAAUAUUAUCUUUGCUUGUAUAUAUAAUAUUUUAAGGUACUGUUAAAUCCAUGUAUAGUCAUUAAGUUUGAGUUCAAGUGCCAUUAUACACAAACAUACACACCACACACACACACACACACACACACACACACACGUAAACAUAUGUACAUCUCAUAAUUUGAAAGUGUUUCGUAGUCGCAGAGAAUAUAGUUCCAGGGUGAAUUCAAGCUCAAACGUUUGUGCCAUUCAUUUAUACGCAUAAAUGCCAAUAGUGAAUUACACAUUACCGAAGGAUAGUUAGAAUUGUUUAGUUGGUAUAUAGAUUUGGUAUAAUGACAUACUUUAAAUAAUAAAUUAUGUGCAUGUGUGUUAAUACAAAUACUCAAAUACAUGCAUACAUACUAAUAUACAAUGUAAUGUCGUUUCACAAGCGAUGAUAUUUCACUUAAUAAAUUUAUAUAUUUAAUCAACUAUACAAACAUUUUGUACAUACAUAUGUAUGUAUGUAUGUGCCGUAUGUACUUUAUGCCAUACUACUGUAGUACUGCUGUAGACAUCAAAUCGUAAAACAUACUUUUUACUAAAUCAUCGAUUUGUACCCUUCCAUACCCUAAAUAGUCCAAACGGACAACAGUUCCAAAACCAACAACAACAAGAGACAUGACAGACAAGCAGUUUUAAAAACAAGAUGCAUGGUUUCGAAUACUUUUAUCAGAAUCAAAAUUUAGAAUACAGCUGAAGGUUUUUUUUAAGUUAAGGGAUUGCCAAACUUUCUGAAUAAAAGUUACAUAAAUUUCGUUCUUAAAUGUUAAUAUAAAAACUGAAAAGUAUUUUGAUUUCUGAGGACACACAUUAAAUUUGUGUUCAAUAGUAAAAGAAGAAUAUACAUAUAACUGACUCCUGUAUAAUAGUUACAUACAAAUGUAU
Drosophila busckii is the source of this 4045-nucleotide messenger RNA. It is a transcript of the gene Sox102F, whose product is annotated as maker374. The record is from RefSeq and is a predicted model, not a curated record. The transcript is spliced from 6 exons. Lineage: Eukaryota; Metazoa; Arthropoda; Insecta; Diptera; Drosophilidae. Gene Ontology annotation, molecular function: RNA polymerase II cis-regulatory region sequence-specific DNA binding; DNA-binding transcription factor activity, RNA polymerase II-specific. Gene Ontology annotation, cellular component: nucleus. Gene Ontology annotation, biological process: cell fate commitment; regulation of transcription by RNA polymerase II. Bases 57 to 2873 code for a protein of 938 amino acids.